AUGUCCUCCUCCUCACCUAUUUCUUACUCAUUCGACGACAAAGACCUCGACGACGCAGCAUUGUGGGCCGUAAUUGAUUCGGCGGAGGCCUCUCACUCUUCCUCCAAGUCUCGCAAAUACUCCAACUUCCAAUCUCCACCGCCCAAACCCUCUCCACCUCCUCCUCACAGAUCCCAUCUUAAUAAUAUUUCCCCUAAUUCCGAUCCCUAUCGCCGCCCUCAUAAGAUAGUCAGAUCCUGCGCUUCCCCCUCCUUCGUAAGCGAAAGCACCAGCAGCCCUCUCCCUGUGGUUAGGACUCCGAUUCUCAAAACUUUGCCGUAUUACUCUCCUGAGUCAUAUUUGUCACCGCACAUCGGAUCGGAAGUUUCUCCCGUGGCCGUGGAGAAGGAGGAGAAGGAUGCUAUGAUGAGGCAUUGCCUGAGUGGAAGGUUUCCAACCGUUUCUCUUUUUAAAGACUAUCAGAAUGCAGCUAUGGCGAUUUUGGAGAAAUCUGAUUUCACCAUGAUUUCUGGGAAUCCUUUCAUUAAAAAGUCAGGUUGGAGGAAGAUAUCAUUUUACUUCAAUCUCUCCUAUGAAAUCAAAGACAAGACCAUUGAAUUUGAUGAUAACCGAAAUGUUCAGCGUGCAGAAUUUGUGGUUCGGGCCUAUAUGCAGGGUGGUAGAUUCUCUGAUGGAUGGGGUUCAUGUGAGCGGCGUGAGAAGAGAUUCUUAAAACCAAAUCAUGAUAUCCCAAGACCUUCUUGGAAUAGGAGAAUAUCGUCCUGGUGCGAACCAGUUUCACCAGAAAGUAUAGCCAUGCAUUGUACCCAAUAG
Molecule: messenger RNA, 813 nt
Organism: Dovyalis caffra
Lineage: Eukaryota; Viridiplantae; Streptophyta; Magnoliopsida; Malpighiales; Salicaceae
Source: the annotation of a GenBank genome assembly